CAGCGAGAACGCGCUGAAAUUUUCAUACUCUUAUGGAGAAGGUGGAGGAUCCAGGAAGCCGUGACUACGUUGGAAGUUGAAGCGAAAUUUUCACAGUGUCAAAUAAGCAAUUUGCUAGAGUUUUUACUCCGUGGAAAUAUUCUUGUUGUUUCGCCUUAUGUGCUUGAUCAGAGUUGUGAUCUGAAAAGUCAAAUUCCUGUUGUUGGGACACCUUCAUAAUGAUAAAACUCUUCUCUCUGAAACAACAGAAAAAAGAUGGGGAAGCAACUCCCAAAGGCAAUCAAAAGAAAGCUUCUGCAGCUCAACUCAGGAUUACGAAAGAUAUCAACGAAUUGAAUUUACCGAAAACUUGUAGUACUGAAUUUCCAGACCCCGAUGAUCUCUUGAAUUUCAAACUUAUUAUAUCUCCGGAUGAGGGUUUUUACCGAGAUGGCAAGUUUGUAUUUACAUUCAAAGUUGGACCAAAUUACCCCCACGAACCUCCAAAAGUGAAAUGUGAGACAACAGUGUAUCAUCCCAAUAUUGAUAUGGAAGGCAAUGUGUGUCUUAAUAUUCUUCGGGAAGAUUGGAAACCUGUUCUUACUGUGAACUCAAUAGUCUAUGGACUCCAGUACUUGUUCCUGGAACCUAACCCAGAAGAUCCUUUGAAUAAAGAAGCUGCCGAACUCCUGCAAAGUAACCGUCGUCAGUUUGAACAAAAUGUCCAGAAGUCAUUGCGUGGUGGAUAUGUGGGCUCAUAUUAUUUUGAAAGAGCUCUUAAGUGAAAGCACCUGUUUGCCAUGGUGUGUUUAAUUGUCAUCUCACCCAUAUUACCAUGGGACAUCUCACAACUUGAUGUGCUAAACAAAAUCAUACUUUCCAAAAAUUUAAUACUUUAAGAAAUUAACUGUGACAAAAAGCUAUUUGGACUUUGUGAACAUUGGUUUUCUUGUGAUAAAUUCCAUUAUUUGUUCUCUUAACUCAGACACACUGUUAAACAGAAAUGUAUUCCAGUGUGUACACAGUAUUGUUCAGAUUGAUGGAUCUGUAAAGGGAACAUGAGUAAGGUGGAGGGGAGGCAGCCCAUUGGUAUAUAUAGAAAGGCUGUGUUGAAUUAAUUGUGCUUCUGUCCAUCAAUCUUUCAGUUGGUUUGACUUUACCAAUUUUAUAUUAUUAUAGCUACCAUUCUCACUUUUUCUUGUUUUGCCCUUAUAUAUUGCUACUUUUAUUGUGUGUGUAUUCUUAAUAUGGCUCACAACAUUUCUAAUGUAAACAUUUUUAAUUUCCCCUUUUUUUUUUGUUAAUGUUUAAGAGACACUACAUUAUAAUUAUGGACAUAAGAACUGCUGUGUAAAUAAAGAGAACUAUUGUUACUAAAAAUA
This is a messenger RNA of Frankliniella occidentalis (western flower thrips), 1361 nucleotides long. It is a transcript of the gene UbcE2M, whose product is annotated as NEDD8-conjugating enzyme Ubc12. The record is from RefSeq and is a predicted model, not a curated record. The transcript has 5 exons. The coding region runs from base 219 to 764 and encodes 181 amino acids. Lineage: Eukaryota; Metazoa; Arthropoda; Insecta; Thysanoptera; Thripidae.